AUGAUCUUGGUAGAAGGAGAAAAGUACGCGUGUAUACAGUGUAUUCGAGGACAUCGAUCAUCAACAUGCCAACAUACUGGUCGUCCCUUGGUCCAGGUUCGCUCUCGGGGUAGACCAUCAAGUAUCUCUGGUCACCGAGUCGCAGUGUUUGCCGAGGACUCUAACACUAAAUAUGAAACCAAACAAAGACGACUGCCGACCCCCGGUAAUAAAAACAACAACAACAACAACAACAACAACAACAACAACAACAACAUCAAUAAUAGUAAUAACUGUGGCAAAAUAUCAAAGACCCGUAGUGCAUGCGCUUGCUGCCCUACGAAAUCGAUGGCCACCGAUGGGAGAGUCAUCGUGGUACGGGCCUCAAAGAGAAGUCUUGUGGAUGUGACGGACGGAUCAGUGAAGGUCUUGGGACCAAUGAAGGAAAGUUCGAACCGGCCAACAAUCGCUACAUACACAUUAAACCCCCAGCUGAAUUUCCAAAGCAGUUCAAGGGGUGGAAAUCUGGUAAAGGUGAAAAGUUGUUGCCUGAAAAAGAACAAUAUAUCAAAACAAGAGGAGACAGUGAAAGAAAUACCAAAUAACACGGAUAGUUGCAGAGCCACCAUUCCCACAAAAAGUUGUUGUGGAAGUGAGCUGCCUAACAAGAAGGGGGGAUGUUGUGGAAGUGGUAAACAAGGUCCAGUUAAUAAUAAGAGCUGUUGCGGGAGUGGUAAAACAGAUCCAAUCAAGCCGGAAAUUGAUCCAGAAGCUGAUUUCAAGAGUGGUUGCAGAAUCAUUAAAUUUGAGAAUUAUAAUGGGACAAAGGAUCAAAAUUAUAAAGCCGCCGCCACGAAAACUGCAACAUCAAUAUUAUCUACAAAUAUCGUUGACCAGCAGCCUGAUAUGUUCACCUCCCAAGAGAUUCGAGAGUAUUUUGCGAAUUUCACAGCCCAACCAUCGAUUCCGUUGGAUUUUGGUACUGGUGGUCACACCACUUGCUCUUGUGAUGAUUCGUGUACUUGUGAUCUGUGUAUUAUUCAUGGUAAUAUCCCUGGUAAUAUCCCUGGUAAUAUCCCUGGUAACAUCGGGAAUUUGGAUAGCCGAACUACACAAGGGUAUGGGCAAAACUUUUUCACUAAUGCCACAGGACAUAUGAAUGGUACAGGGAAUUUUAAUGGAACAAUGAAUCUCCCUGACGGUACUAUCACCAACUUGAAUUACUUUCAAUACCCUCUGGUGAGACCUGUGGCAAACCCUGGCCAGCUACUCACCCAACAAGUGCCAUCGCUACCUCAAAACAACAUCAUUAAUGACGUUGCUACACCAUAUAUUGCAACAGCACCAGCACCAGCAGCACCAGCACCGAUGGGGAUGGCUGCUACUGAUCUGGGAGAUAAUAAUGUGUUGUACGAUCUUAUCUUUGCCAACUCUUGCACGAUUCCCGGCUCGUGUGGAUGUGAUGAUACCUGUAGCUGUGAAGGGUGUUUGGUACAUUCCAAGCCCCAGUAUGGUUAG
This is a messenger RNA of Saccharomycopsis crataegensis, 1497 nucleotides long. RefSeq names its product copper fist DNA-binding domain-containing protein. Gene Ontology annotation, molecular function: copper ion binding; DNA-binding transcription factor activity, RNA polymerase II-specific; RNA polymerase II cis-regulatory region sequence-specific DNA binding. The transcript has a single exon. The record is from RefSeq and is a predicted model, not a curated record. Lineage: Eukaryota; Fungi; Ascomycota; Saccharomycetes; Ascoideales; Saccharomycopsidaceae. Gene Ontology annotation, cellular component: nucleus. Gene Ontology annotation, biological process: intracellular iron ion homeostasis; intracellular copper ion homeostasis; positive regulation of transcription by RNA polymerase II. Bases 1 to 1497 code for a protein of 498 amino acids.